AUGACUCCCGAAGAAACACAAGGGUUCCUCAAAGGCCUUGUUGCUCCCCUGCGCAACAAAAUCCCCACCCCUCUCUUACACCGUCCAAGUGAAGCAGGUCUUGAAUACGAAGAUGUAUUCUUUCCUUCCGAAGACGGCACUCCUCUUGAAGCAUGGUACAUCCCAAAGCCAGGCUCCAACAAGUUGAUCAUCGCCAAUCAUCCCCUUCGCUGCACCCGAUCAGGUUACCCCGCUCAUCUCGAGCCAUGGAAGGCUUUCCUCGGUGGUUCUGCCACAGGAAAUGACUUUGAGCUCAACUUUAUUCCUGAUCUCAAGAUCUUACAUGAUGCUGGGUACAAUGUCCUCACCUAUGAUAUGAGAAACUCUGGAAAUAGUGGACAAGCGAAUGGUGGUAUCACUGGCACUGGUCGUUUUGAAUCAAGAGAUGUUGUCGGUUCGUUGAACUAUGUUCGCAGUCGAGAAGACACCAAGAACAUGACCAUCGGCCUUUUCAGUCGUUGUCUAGGCGGUAUCGCUACAUUCUUCGCCAUGGACCGUCGACCAGAAGUCUUCGAAGAUGUACGCUGUCUUCUCGUCCCCGAGCCCCUCUCGUACCGACCAUUCGUUGAGAAAGCUCUUGCCAUGUUCGGGCUCGACGAUCGGUUUGAUGAGGUGAACGAGAUGAUCAAGAUGGAAACGAGCUUCACUGUUGAUGAAUUGUCGCCUAUUCCGAUCAUGAAGAAUGUUCGUGUUCCGACGUUUAUUUAUUCAGUACGCGAAGAUAUUUUGACGAAGGAGAGUGACGUACAGGCUAUGUAUGAUUCACUGACUGUAGAAGACAAGAAACUGCAUUGGGUAGACGGAACGGUGAGGAUAAAGGGAUAUACGUACUUUCAGGAGAAUCCGGAGGUGUUUGUAGAUUGGUUAGCUCGUCAUAUGGGGUAG
Messenger RNA from Fusarium venenatum, 924 nucleotides. Its product is annotated as Alpha/Beta hydrolase protein. NCBI's taxonomy places the organism in Eukaryota, Fungi, Ascomycota, Sordariomycetes, Hypocreales, Nectriaceae. The record is from RefSeq and is a predicted model, not a curated record.